Fusarium oxysporum Fo47 is the source of this 2798-nucleotide messenger RNA. RefSeq names its product mRNA splicing protein SYF1. The transcript is spliced from 3 exons. Gene Ontology annotation, cellular component: U2-type catalytic step 2 spliceosome; Prp19 complex; post-mRNA release spliceosomal complex. Gene Ontology annotation, biological process: generation of catalytic spliceosome for first transesterification step; mRNA splicing, via spliceosome. NCBI's taxonomy places the organism in Eukaryota, Fungi, Ascomycota, Sordariomycetes, Hypocreales, Nectriaceae. Gene Ontology annotation, molecular function: protein binding. The record is from RefSeq and is a predicted model, not a curated record. Bases 318 to 2786 code for a protein of 822 amino acids.
GUGAGGACCCAGGUGUCGCGGGCUACAGAAAAAUACACCAACCUCGCGUUCUCAUCAGCCGAACAUCAAGCAACCCGGGAGUCCUCUAGUUUCCUUUCGUCGAAGCGCACAAGGGGUCAGCAACAUUCGGGGGUGUUAAGUUGGCACCUUCGGCCAGACUCGGGCCUAUACGAGGCACAUUGUGGCUUUCGGAGCGAGGUCCUUUGACACUUUCCAGCUGUCUCGACGAUGUACGGUUCACGUUGAUUCGACUCAACCGCCACCUUCGCGAAAUUCCUUCAGCCAUUUCCUUACCGAUCUAGAAUUCCAUAAUCAUUAUGGCUCCGAUCGAUCACGCUCUACACGGGGCGCGCAGACAGCCGCAACUGCAUCUCGUAUCCAACGAGGAUUCCGUUUAUGAGCAAGAUAUCCUUCGCGACCCUGGUAGUGUGAAGCCCUGGCUGGCAUACAUUGAGUUCAAAACACAUCACGGUACCAUCCUUGAGCAGACGUACGUGAUGGAGCGGGCUUGUGCUCAAUUGCCGCGUUCAUACAAAUUAUGGAAACUGUAUCUCUCGUUUCGACUUAAGCACGUUGCCAAGUUGAAUCCAGCAUUAUUCGCCGCAGAAUAUCGCAAAGUCAACGCCCUUUUCGAAAAGGCCCUCAAUCUACUACACAAGAUGCCACGGAUAUGGGAAAUGUACCUCAAAUUCCUGACGAAACAACCGCUUGUUACUCUCACCCGACGGACAUUCGACCGAGCUCUAAGAGCUCUUCCCAUAUCUCAGCACAAUCGUAUUUGGGCCUUCUAUCGCCCAUUCGCGAACUCGGCCGCUGGCGAAACUGCUGUGAAAAUUUGGCGACGCUACAUGCAGGUGCAUCCUGAAGACGCCGAGGACUUUAUCGAACUACUUACUCAAACGGGGCUUUAUACAGAGGCCGCGCUGAAAUUUAUAGAUGUUCUUAACAACGCCAGGUUCAACAGCAAGCAUGGGAAAGGCCAUUACGAACUCUGGAGCGAAAUGGUAGAUCUUAUUGUUGAACACGCCGCCGAAAUCGAGACAGGAUACGAAAAUGGCAUUGACGCCGAACGUAUAAUCCGAAGUGGUAUUUCCAGAUUUGCCGAUCAAAGAGGGAAGCUAUGGUCAGGUCUCGCUACUUAUUGGAUCCGGAGAGGCAGCUUUGAACGGGCUCGCGAUGUCUUUGAAGAGGGAAUCACCACGGUCAUGACAGUGAGAGACUUCACCCUUAUCUUCGAGGCUUACACCGAAUUUGAGGAGUCUAUCAUCGGCGCCCUCAUGGAGGUUGCGUCUGCAAGGGCCGAGAAAGGGAUAGAAGACGAAAACGCGGACUUUGAGCUGGAUAUCAGAAUGAUGCGCUUUGAACAACUCAUGGACAGACGACCCUUCCUCCUAAACGACGUCCUGCUACGCCAGAAUCCAAACAACGUUCCAGAGUGGGAAAAGAGAGUUGCCCUUUGGGGCGACAACAAGAAGGAGGUUGCUCAGACGUACACGGAUGCAAUUGCGGCAAUACAGCCGAAACGCGCUGUUGGGGCAUUUCAUCAGCUCUGGGCCAACUACGCAAAGUUUUAUGAACGCGGAGGUGACCUGAGAAACGCCCGGGUCAUCAUGGAGAAGGCGAUCAAGGUGCCCUUCAAGUCAGUGGCAGAGCUUGCUGAUAUGUGGAUUGAAUGGGCAGAAAUGGAAUUACGAAAUGAGAACUUCGACGACGCCGUCCGGAUCAUGGCCAAAGCAGUUCAGGCACCAAAGCGGUCUACUGUGGACUAUUUCGACGAGACCUUGUCACCGCAACAAAGAGUCCACAAGAGCUGGAAACUCUGGAGCUUCUACGUCGAUCUCGUUGAAAGCGUGUCUACUUUGGAUGAGACCAAAAAGGUUUAUGAACGAAUCUUUGAGCUCCGGAUUGCAACACCUCAGACGGUUGUCAACUAUGCCAAUUUGCUCGAGGAGCACAAAUAUUAUGAGGAAUCGUUCAAGAUUUAUGAGCGUGGCUUAGACCUAUUCAGCUAUCCUGUUGCUUUUGAGCUUUGGAACUUGUAUCUUACCAAGGCCGUUGAUCGGAAGAUCGGGAUAGAACGACUUCGCGAUCUAUUCGAGCAAGCCGUGGAAGAUUGCCCCCCGAAAUUCGCAAAGACGAUCUACCUCAUGUAUGGCAACUUGGAAGAGGAACGUGGCCUAGCGCGGCAUGCAAUGCGAAUUUACGAGCGGGCCACACGAGCAGUUGCGGACGAAGACCAGGCUGACAUGUUCAACUUCUAUAUCACCAAAUCUGCCUCCAAUUUCGGCCUGACGUCGACCAGACCAAUUUACGAGAGGGCCAUCGCUGCUCUUCCAGAUGUCGAAGCUAAGGACAUGUGCCUCAAAUUUGCGGACAUGGAGAAGAGGCUGGGUGAGAUUGACCGGGCUCGCGCCAUCUAUGGCCAUGCAUCGCAGUUCUGUGACCCUCGCACAAACCCUGACUUCUGGACGAAAUGGGAGCAGUUCGAAGUGCAGCACGGUAACGAAGAUACAUUUAAAGAAAUGUUACGAAUCAAGCGAAGUGUUCAGGCGCAAUACAACACGGACGUCAAUUUUAUUGCAUCCCAAGCCCUCGCACGCAGCCAACGUCGUCCGGGAGGGGCAGACGAUGCCGAGAUAACGGAUGCCAUGGCGGCACUGGAGAGGCAGUCCAGAGCACCGCAGGGAUUCGUGGCAGCCAGUACUGGUCCAGUUGGAGGCACACCAGCUACAACGGCAGUCACUUCAAAUCCCGACGCCAUUGAGAUCGAUGGCAUUGAUGAAUGAUGGACAGUUCCA